GCUGGUCCAAGUCACGUUAUAAAGAGGCAGGCGGAGGAGAAAGAGGAGGUGACAGGGGGCUGUGCGGGGUUCCCGUCUUCCCAGCGACAGAAAGGGGCUGCGCGCGCGGUCGGGCAUCAACCAUGUGCGGUAUCUUUGCUUAUUUGAACUACAGAGUACCUCGGACAAGGAAAGAAAUAUUUGAAACACUGAUAAAAGGACUACAAAGACUAGAAUACAGAGGAUAUGACUCUGCUGGUAUUGCAAUUGAUGGGAAUGAUAAUAAAGAUAAAGAACGGUACAUCAAAUUAGUGAAAAAAAAAGGAAAAGUAAAGGCUCUUAAUGAGGAAUUGCAAAAGCAAGAAGGCUUGGAUUUAAAGACAGAUUUUGAGACACAUUUUGGCAUCGCUCACACUCGCUGGGCUACUCAUGGAGUACCCAAUGCUGUCAACAGUCACCCCCAACGAUCAGAUAAAAGUAAUGAAUUUGUUGCUAUCCAUAAUGGAAUCAUUACAAAUUACAAAGACCUGCGGAAGUUUUUGGAGAGCAAAGGUUAUGAAUUUGAAUCUGAAACAGAUACCGAAACUAUUCCAAAGUUGAUCAAAUAUGUGUAUGAUAACAAAGAAACUGAAGACAUGAGUUUUUCUGUCUUGGUUGAGAGAGUCAUUCAGCAGCUGGAGGGAGCUUUUGCACUGGUUUUCAAAAGUAUCCAUUAUCCCGGGGAAGCUGUUGCUACCAGGAGAGGGAGUCCUCUACUCAUUGGAGUUCGUAGCGAAUCUAAGCUCUCCACUGAACAAAUUCCCAUUUUAUAUCGAACAUGUAAUAUAGAAAAUGUAAAGAAUAUGUGCAAAACACAAAUGAAAAGACUGGACAGUUCAACCUGCCUUCAUGCUGUAGGCGAUAAAGCAGUUGAAUUUUUCUUUGCUUCGGAUGCAAGUGCCAUAAUUGAGCACACCAACAGAGUUAUUUUUCUAGAAGAUGAUGACAUUGCAGCAGUGGCUGAUGGGAAGCUUUCCAUUCAUCGGCUAAAACGUUCUGCUACUGAUGACCCAUCUCGAGCCAUUCAGACUUUGCAAAUGGAGCUGCAACAGAUCAUGAAAGGGAACUUCAGUGCCUUCAUGCAGAAGGAAAUAUUUGAACAACCAGAAUCUGUUUUCAAUACUAUGAGAGGAAGAGUGAACUUUGAGACCAACAAAGUUCUUUUAGGUGGCUUGAAGGAUCACUUGAAAGAAAUCAGAAGAUGCAGACGAUUAAUAAUUAUUGGAUGUGGAACCAGUUAUCAUGCUGCUGUGGCUACACGUCAAGUAUUGGAAGAACUGACUGAGCUCCCUGUCAUGGUGGAACUGGCUAGUGAUUUUCUGGAUCGGAAUACCCCUGUAUUUCGAGAUGAUGUGUGCUUUUUCAUCAGCCAAUCAGGAGAAACUGCUGAUACAUUGAUGGCUUUACGGUAUUGUAAGAAUCGUCGAGCUUUGACAGUUGGCAUUACAAACACAGUGGGAAGUUCAAUAUCCAGGGAUACGGAUUGUGGUGUUCAUAUCAAUGCAGGACCUGAAAUUGGUGUUGCAAGCACAAAGGCUUAUACCAGCCAGUUCAUCUCUCUUGUGAUGUUUGGUCUGAUGAUGUCUGAAGACAGGAUAUCCUUGCAAAAAAGAAGACAGGAGAUCAUAAAUAGUCUAAAGUCAUUACCUGAGAUGAUUAAAGAAGUACUGUCUUUGGAUGAGAAAAUACAUGAUCUGGCACUUGAACUAUAUAAACAACGAUCACUUUUGGUUAUGGGUCGAGGAUACAACUACGCUACUUGCUUGGAAGGAGCACUGAAAAUCAAAGAGAUUACAUACAUGCAUUCUGAAGGUAUCCUGGCUGGGGAACUGAAGCACGGGCCAUUGGCUCUUAUAGAUAAACAAAUGCCUGUUAUUAUGAUAAUUAUGAAGGAUCCCUGCUUUACCAAGUGCCAGAAUGCUCUGCAACAAGUCACUGCCCGACAGGGCCGCCCUAUUAUUUUAUGUUCUAGAGAAGAUACUGAGAGCUCCAAAUUUGCUUACAAAACAAUUGAGUUGCCACAGACAGUAGAUUGUCUACAGGGAGUUUUGAGCGUGAUCCCUCUACAGCUGCUUUCGUUCCACCUGGCUGUUCUCAGAGGAUAUGAUGUGGAUUUCCCAAGAAAUUUGGCUAAAUCUGUGACUGUAGAAUAAGUAUUGUUUCAUAAAACAUAGCCUGAUAAUGUCAUAAUGCUAAGUUUAGGCUUUGUUUAGCCUAACUUUGGCUGGUUUCAGUGGAUAAACUCACCACAGGUAACAAAUCAUGGCUUUUUCUUGGCAGUUUGAAGCCAUGAUUUGAAACUGAUUUUCAAAUCCUGAUUUAUUUUAAUCAACUUGUUAUGUCUAAACUUGGAUUCCUGGUUUGUUUUUGAAAUUUGUCUCAGUGCAAUUUAAGAGCAGUUUAAAAGGGUACCAUUCAUCAGAAUAAACUUUUCUUUUCUUUUCCCUUAAUUUUCCUGUUAGCAGUCUUCUUUCCAAAGUGAGUUCUCUGCACAUACGGCAGAGACCAAGCAACUCAUUUUCCAAAAGCAUAACAUCCCUUUCUCAGAAGGAAAACUAAGGAAGUUCAGAAAAAUAUCAAUAGGGAAAGCACAC
Messenger RNA from Candoia aspera, 2612 nucleotides. It is a transcript of the gene GFPT2, whose product is annotated as glutamine-fructose-6-phosphate transaminase 2. The transcript is spliced from 19 exons. The record is from RefSeq and is a predicted model, not a curated record. Bases 123 to 2171 code for a protein of 682 amino acids. Lineage: Eukaryota; Metazoa; Chordata; Lepidosauria; Squamata; Candoiidae. Gene Ontology annotation, molecular function: L-glutamine:D-fructose-6-phosphate transaminase (isomerizing) activity; carbohydrate derivative binding. Gene Ontology annotation, biological process: fructose 6-phosphate metabolic process; protein N-linked glycosylation; carbohydrate derivative biosynthetic process.